AUGAUAUCCGCUACGCGCCGGUGGUUCAGGCGCAAUCGCACCAACUUCGCCAUCGGCGCCGGCGUGCUGGGCGCCGGCUACCUUGCUGGCCAGUACCUGCUGGGCAAGCUCUCCGAAGCUCGCCAGCGCAUGAGCGACGAGCGCAUCGCUCGCGAGAAUCUGCGCCGCCGUUUCGAGCAGAACCAGGAAGACUGCACCUUCACCGUCCUCGCCAUCCUGCCUACCGCCACCGAGAACAUCCUCGGCGCCCUGCCCGUCGAACAGACAUUGAGCGAGCUGCAGAAGCAGAAGGCCGAGCGUCUGCAGCGCAGUGUUGCCCCGUCCGACAUCGCUUCCACCGACGCCCCCUCCGAAGCUCCGAGUGCGGCGGACGACGAUGGUCGGAGCUUGAAAAGCUUCCAGAGCGAGAGCAUCGUGCACGCCAGCCAGGUCGUGGGCAGUGGCAAUGGCAACGGUAAUGGCGAAGGGAAAAGCGACGGAGCCUCUCUGGCCCCCCCGAAACCUAAGAAGAGCAAGGCUCAGCUUUGGAACGACAUGAAGAUUCAUUCCAUUGCACGAGCUUUCACCUUGCUCUACACCUUGUCACUCCUUACCCUCUUGACUCGCAUCCAGCUCAACCUUCUUGGUCGUCGCAACUACUUGGCCAGCGUCGUCACUUUGGCCUCGCCCCCUGCCCAUGGGACCGGUAUCAGCCUGGAGAACCACGAAGAUGACAAUGUCGAGCAAGCGUACGGCAAUGACUUUGAGACAAACCGCAAAUAUCUUUCGUUUAGCUGGUGGCUCCUGCACCGCGGCUGCAAGGACAUCAUGGAGAAGGUGGUCUCGGCCGUAAUGGAUGUGUUCGGUCCAUUGAAUCCACGUGAAGAAAUCACGCUCGAGAGGCUAUCUGAGUUGACGCUCGAGGUGCGGAAGAAGGUUGAAGGUGCUACAGAAGAUGAGCGGAGGACGAGAAAGUGGCUCGCAUAUCUUCUUCCUCCGGCUGACAAAGAGUCCUACGUGCUCUCCGAGUCUGGCAUGGCGACCGAGGAGAAUCCGGCCAGUCCCGAGGACAACACUCCUCUUCGCCGCUUACUUGACGAGACAUCUGACAUCAUCGAGUCGCCUUCGUUUGCUCACGUCCUGACACUUCUUCUCGACACGACCUUCUCUGUCCUGAUCGACGGCAAGAUUGCCACACUCUCGUACAAGCUGCCGCCCGUGUCUGCUGAUUCUGCGCGUGUCAUUGAGCUCACCGACCCUAAUUCGGCAAAGACCAAGGUUGCGAACACCCUUGCAAUUUUCUGCCGUCAAGCGCAUGUAAUUGGGAGCGGCACGAACAAUGAGUAUCUCUCGGCAAUGGAGAACGUGCGCGACCUCGAAGCAUUCGCUGCUGUUGUUUACAGCAGCAACUUUGACUUCGAGCCGCCCGAGGACGUUGGCAAAGGCACGGAAACGCGUCCGACGACGUCCAGGACAUCAAUUGCGGACGAGCCUGCAUUCGCCGCGCUCGGGGGAGAGGCGAGCAUAAUAGAAAAGGACAGCGGCUUCGAGGCAGCAUGGGGGAAGGCCGUGGGCAAGGAAGAGGCGAGGGAAGCUUGA
Messenger RNA from Lasiodiplodia theobromae, 1578 nucleotides. Its product is annotated as Peroxin 3. NCBI's taxonomy places the organism in Eukaryota, Fungi, Ascomycota, Dothideomycetes, Botryosphaeriales, Botryosphaeriaceae. Gene Ontology annotation, cellular component: peroxisomal membrane. Gene Ontology annotation, molecular function: protein-macromolecule adaptor activity. Bases 1 to 1578 code for a protein of 525 amino acids. Gene Ontology annotation, biological process: protein import into peroxisome membrane. The record is from RefSeq and is a predicted model, not a curated record. The transcript has 4 exons.